AUGCGUACCAAAACCAUUAAGGCAGGCAGCAGCAUCAUUGGAAAGAUCAAGUACAUGGACGAGCCACUCAAUUCCACGGCAUCGACACAGGAUUGCCCUCCAGGAGUCAGGAUUCCUCCUGUCCCGCGCAUCCGUCCUGUUCGAUUCGUCGCAGAGACACCACGCCUCGCACGCAGCGUCGAGUCUCUGUCAGGACUACGAUCUUACCAAGCUGGGCGGCCGGUCGUCAACGAGUCUGUUGAUACAUGGAGAAGCCGAGCAGCUCCUCGGCCGCGAGCUGCGCGCGCCACUGGGCCUAGAAGAGACGGAAUGAGAAGAGAUGAGAGCCCAGAUUUCUCCUCGCGCGCUUCGAGUCGCGCAUCAUCGUCAGGGCGUCGUGAGCGGACUCCCGUCAGCCGACACCGGGGAACUGAGGCGCUUGACAUGAGUAGCAUCAUUCGCGAGUUUGAAGAAGUAUCUUUGCAUGGUUUUGAGGAUGAAGUGUCUCCGCCUACAUACGAGUUCACAGACAAUUUCUUUCCGAACCCAAAGAUUACCUUCUUUAUGGACAGACCCACCAACCUGGUCUGUUCAGUGUGCCAGGAAACACCACUGAAGAUGAGCACAUCUCCUCACACGCUCGCUUGUGAAAAUGACUCUGUCAUUUCUCCUUGCGGUCACGUCUUUUGUCGGGGCUGCUUGGACACCUGGAUUGACGCGCAUCAGUCCUGUCCUCUUUGUCGAUUCGAGCUGACCCGCAAGUGCGGGCACGCCAUUGAGCCUCGCGUCAUAGCCAAGGAUACGAUCCUCUCGCUGCCUCCUACCCUACCUGAAGGCGGCAAAGUUGCCCCAACAUGUUGGGACUGUCGACAGCACGCGCAGGCAAAGAAGCUGGGCCAGUUUGCAAAGCACUUCCGCUUAUGCCGCCAAGUACUAGAGAGGUGCAAGCAAGAGCUCGCAUAUGGUUCAGUCGAGGCGAGUGUCAUGGUGGACAAAGCCCAGGUAGCAUACAACAAAGCGCAGAAAGAUUUGGAGCAGUUCUCAAAGAACACUACUUACGAGAACACCCUUCAUAUCCACUCAUUCUGGUGA
Pestalotiopsis fici W106-1 is the source of this 1071-nucleotide messenger RNA. RefSeq lists its product as uncharacterized. The coding region runs from base 1 to 1071 and encodes 356 amino acids. Gene Ontology annotation, biological process: ubiquitin-dependent protein catabolic process. The transcript has a single exon. The record is from RefSeq and is a predicted model, not a curated record. NCBI's taxonomy places the organism in Eukaryota, Fungi, Ascomycota, Sordariomycetes, Amphisphaeriales, Sporocadaceae. Gene Ontology annotation, molecular function: ubiquitin protein ligase activity.